AUGGUUAGGGCUGAUGCAUCCGUCAGCAUCAAGGUGCUCCUAAAUGCCACUGCCGCACACUUUGGGUUUAGGCCAACUUACAGGAGGGUCUGGUUGGCGAAGCAGAAGGCUGUUGCCCUCAUCUAUGGUGACUGGGAUGAGUCGUACAACGAGCUCCCAAGGUGGGUGUUAGGAGUCCAGUUGACGAUGCCUGGUACUGUUGCAGUCAUAAGGACGAGCCCUAUUCGUGUCGGUGGACAGUUGGACGAGUCUCAAGCUUAUUUUCACAGACUAUUAUGGAUGUUUCCACCGUGUAUCGAGGCAUUCCAUCAUUGCAAGCCCCUAGUUAGUAUUGACGGCACCCAUCUGUAUGGCAAGUAUGGGGGAACGUUGCUUGUCGCGAUUGCACAGAACGGGAACUCCAAUAUACUCCCUGUUGCAUUCGCAUUAGUCGAGGGUGAGAAUGCUGAGUCGUGGUCCUUCUUUCUCUCCCACCUGCGUCAGCAUGUGACACCGCAGCCGGGUCUGCUGGUUAUCUCGGACAGGCAUAACGACAUCAAGGCCGCGCUUGAGGCUCCUGACGGAGGCUGGUUACCUCCGUCUGCAUACCAGGCAUUCUGCAUCCGACAUGUUGCGGCAAAUUUCGCCCUUAACUUCAAGGGCAAAGACGCAAGGAGGCUACUUGUGAAUGCGGCGUACGCUAAGACCGAGGUCGAGUUCCAUUACUGGUUUGAUAUUCUUAGGUCCGAAGACCCGGCGAUGUGUGACUGGGCGAACCGGAUUGAGUAUUCGUCAUGGACACAUCAUUGUGAUGAGGGGCGUAGAUUCGGACACAUGACGACGAAUAUAUCUGAGUGUGUGAACUCGAUACUCAAGGUGUCAGAAACCUUCCUGUCUGCUCGCUAG
Messenger RNA from Arachis duranensis, 885 nucleotides. RefSeq lists its product as uncharacterized. The transcript has a single exon. Bases 1 to 885 code for a protein of 294 amino acids. The record is from RefSeq and is a predicted model, not a curated record. Lineage: Eukaryota; Viridiplantae; Streptophyta; Magnoliopsida; Fabales; Fabaceae.